CGGGGCGUCCGGGGAGUGGGGCGGGGCUCCCGGUUCCAGGAGCGUUCGUCCCUGAGCGCUGGGUCCCGGAGGCCGAGGCGGCUCCCGCCCGCUCUCCCCGCAGUCCUCGCCGCGAGCGUCAUGGCCCAGCCGCCGCCCGACGUGGAGGGGGACGACUGUCUCCCUGCAUACCGUCACCUCUUCUGCCCGGACCUGCUGCGGGACAAAGUGGCCUUCAUCACAGGCGGCGGCUCUGGGAUUGGGUUCCGGAUUGCUGAGAUUUUCAUGCGGCACGGCUGCCACACGGUGAUCGCCAGCAGGAGCCUGCCACGAGUGUUGAUGGCCGCCAGGAAGCUGGCUGGGGCCACCGGCCGGCGCUGCCUCCCCCUCUGUAUGGACGUCCGAGCACCCCCAGCUGUGAUGGCUGCCGUGGACCAGGCUCUGAAGGAGUUUGGCAGAAUUGACAUUCUCAUUAACUGUGCGGCUGGGAACUUCCUGUGCCCCGCCGGCGCCUUGUCCUUCAACGCCUUCAAGACCGUGAUGGACAUCGACACCAGCGGCACCUUCAAUGUGUCUCGCGUGCUCUAUGAGAAGUUCUUCCGGGACCACGGAGGGGUGAUCGUGAACAUCACUGCCACCCUGGGGAACCGGGGGCAGGCGCUCCAGGUGCAUGCAGGCUCUGCCAAGGCUGCUGUGGACGCGAUGACACGGCACUUGGCUGUGGAGUGGGGUCCCCAGAACAUCCGCGUCAACAGCCUCGCCCCUGGCCCCAUCAGUGGCACGGAGGGGCUCCGGCGACUGGGUACGGCUCUCAGGGAGCCCAGGCCUCCCACAGAUCCUUCCCUGGGACACAGGGUACCCAUGGAAGCUUCCAGAAACUUGGCAGGGGGUGGCCCCCAGGCCAGCCUGAGCACCAAGGUCACUGUGAGCCCGCUGCAGAGGCUGGGGAACAAGACCGAGAUUGCCCACAGUGUGCUUUUCCUGGCCAGCCCUCUGGCUUCCUAUGUGACGGGGGCUGUGCUGGUGGCCGAUGGCGGGGCAUGGUUGACGUUCCCAAACGAUGUCAAAGGGCUGGCGGAUUUCGCAUCCUUCUCUUCUAAACUCUAGGUGCUGGGUGGCCGAGGCAGCCGAGGUGUUUUAGGGGGAAGCCAUCCUCAGCCGGCUCCUAAGUUCUGGAACUUCUGCAGGAUUCUUCCGGCCACUGCUUCCCUCUGCCUCACAGCCAGGUGGAGAGCACCAGUCUCAACCAGCAAUGCCCGCAGCCCAGCCCCUCCUCCGGACACUCAGCUAUUUCUGCACUCUCCCUCCCCAUGGUCCCAACUCCAGGGCAGGAGCAACUGGACAGUGGGCCUGGCCCGUGGAGCUGCCAUGCAGGUGUCUGAGGGCUAGGUGCCACGCAGGUGGUGCGGGUGCAGACAGGAUACUGAGAUGUCUCCUGCCCCGUGGUCAAGGCUGUCCUGCCUGCCUGGGUCCAGGGCCUGAGGGAGCCACAUGGAUCCUGAGACUUGUGUUCUCUUGGCUGAAAGCACUGAGGUGCUCCCAUCCGUGCGUGGCCCAUGAGCUGGGACGGGCCUCAGGCUGCCCACAAGGUCGGCCCCUCUGUCUCUGCACCACCUGUUUGCAUAAACACACUUUGCUACAGUCUUGCUAGAUAGUCCAUUUUCUUAAAAGAUAAUCUGUUUACUGUAAAAAUAAACUGGACUUUGCAAAAGCUUUCAGAAAGAAAAAAGCAUUAAAGAGAAUUGCUGGUAA
This is a messenger RNA of Chlorocebus sabaeus (green monkey), 1731 nucleotides long. It is a transcript of the gene DECR2, whose product is annotated as 2,4-dienoyl-CoA reductase 2. Gene Ontology annotation, cellular component: peroxisome. Gene Ontology annotation, molecular function: 2,4-dienoyl-CoA reductase (NADPH) activity. Gene Ontology annotation, biological process: fatty acid catabolic process. The record is from RefSeq and is a predicted model, not a curated record. Lineage: Eukaryota; Metazoa; Chordata; Mammalia; Primates; Cercopithecidae.